Molecule: messenger RNA, 902 nt
Organism: Uranotaenia lowii
Lineage: Eukaryota; Metazoa; Arthropoda; Insecta; Diptera; Culicidae
Exons: 3
Coding region: 192-593 (133 amino acids)
Source: RefSeq, a predicted model, not a curated record
GUGAAUCGCCGAUUAAUCCGUCGAUUAAUAUACGCAUCUAGUAGAAGCCGUCAGUCCAGUACGAGCUAAUCUUCAACACAGAGAGUAAUCUCGGGUAGCUUAUUGAGGUUUAAUUACUGCUGCUGUUGUGUUCAAUUGUGAAUAAUAUUUUCAUUUCCUGUUGAUCUUAAUUUAACCUUGUUAUUCUGAUAAUGGCCGGGCUGAGUAGGAAUAUUGUUCUGUUGGUUUUAAUUUGUGGAAUCGUAACGGUUUGUGGCCAACUGCAGAAGGAUGACAACGGAACCACCUACGAAGAGGUUACGGUUUCGGCUUCGUUCUACGUACGCCGUAAGCCACCUUCGGCCUUCAGGCGCACCGCGUACCAAGAGAAAGAGGUUCAGCGAACCAAACGAGAGAUCAGCCAUUCGACCAGUCACGACGGUUCAAAACUCAAAACGAAUGCCCUCAAUCCCUCGGUUGGGCACCACAAGCAGGACCCAAUUGCCGAGGCACUUUUCGACAAAGGCUUCAACCACGGGGAAUCAAAAGCGGCGAACCGAGCUUUCUACAAACUAAAAUCGGUGACCGCAAAACAGAAUAAAAAUCAACUAUAGCCAGACUGGGCGCAGCGAAAUCCUUCGGACCACCUGACCGAAAACAGUUUUUGGGAGUCCCGGAUAUAUCAAAUCCUCACCCAGUGAAUGAUGGUUUGCUAGCUGGACGAGCAGCGUGGGAGUUUUAUCCCUCUAUGGAUAUAUGCAAUCAAAAGAAGCGGUUGAUAUUUUGGUUUUAAUUUAUCACGCAAUAAUAUUCGAAGUGAAACUUUAUGCACCUAUAACGUUAAACGUGAUUCAGUUGACUAAAUUUUAGAGUUUAUUUGUUUAAAUAUUCAUAAAAUAUGUAAUAAAGAACAGAAAAAAAUA